AUGGAAAACAAGACAAUGUCAACAAAUGAAGCUAAGGAUUUCACGCUAACACAAAACACAGCCUAUGAACCAGUAGUAAAGACUGAUACUAGUACUGAAGAAGCAAUGUACUCAGAUCUUCAGGACUACUCAGAUUAUCAGCUACCAAAAGCUAAUGUUAAGGAUACCAAACCUCCUCAACAACCAGUGCAGUAUACUGUAGGAAAGAAGUCAUUUGCUGCAAUAAUAAUUCUACUGGUGAUCAUAAUAUUCCUAUUGGUAGCUAUACUUGUACUUAACUUAAUAUCAAAAGAUACCUUCAUGAGUACAUGUACAAGUAAUGCAAGCAGUAAUAGUGCUGGCCUCACUAAUAGUGGUAAUACUGCUAUUAACUGUAACCUGUCACUGAUGCAGAAAAAUGUGGAGGAUAUAAAGGAAAAUUGUGCCACUAAAAAUAGCUUGUUACUUCUCCAGAGUAAUGUGGAGGAUAUGAAAGAACAGAUUAAUGAACACAAUGUUAACAGUAACCUCUCACUGACACAAAGCACAAUGAAUCAAAUAUUACUAAUCCUUAAUGCAAUAGAUAAUAUCUCACUGGCUCUGCAGAACAAAAUAGAUCACUUAAUGGCACAGGUUAAUGAACACAAUGUUAACAGUAACCUCUCACUGAUACAGGACACAAUGAAUAGCAUAAUUCAACAGAUUAUGGUACAUGCUAACAAUACCAACAGGUCUACAGAUGAACUACUUCAAUUACUGAACACUAGUCUUAUUAAAGAUAUCAGUAUACCAACUGCUGCUGCUGUUAAUAAUGUACUACUAAUAGUCAAUGAAUUACUAGAGAUACAGAAUGGAUCCUCUACUCAAACUGUUUCUUGUAAAAAUAUUAAAACAGCUUAUCCCAACAGUCCUUCUGGUUACUAUCAUUUUAAUAGUCGCAAUAUAUACUGCAAUAUGGGAGAGCUGUGUGGACAAGAUGGAGGAUGGACAAGAAUAGCUUAUCUUGAUAUUACUAUGAACUGUCCUUCUGGACUUCAGGAAUUGAUGACUGGAGGCAUUAGACUUUGUAGGAGAGAGGGUGAUUCUGCUGGUUGUAGGUCUAAUGUAUUCCAAACAAAUGGUAUCAGUUAUAGUCAAAUAUGUGGUAAAGUGGUUGGAUAUCAAAAGGGAUCAACUGAUGCUGUUCACACUAGCGUCAAUAAUAUUAACGGUGUUUAUGUUGAUGGAGUCAGUAUCACACGUGGGUCACCUCGUCAACAUGUCUGGUCUUAUAUAGCUGGACUAUCAAGCGAGCAUUACUAUUGUGAAGCUGGGAGUGUAAAUUUUCCUUCACAAGUAGUAUACACUGAUGAUCCAUUGUGGGAUGGAAAAAGCUGUUUUUCAAAUGAAGCUCCUUGUUGUACAGGUACUGGUCUUCCGUGGUUCUUUAGAGAUUAUGGUAAUGCUACCAUUACUGAUUACAUUGAACUGAGGGUGUGUGGUCAUGAGGGACAUAACAGUGAUGAUACUCCAGUUCAAUUGUAUGAGAUUUACAUCAAGUAAAAAACAAUAAUUAAAGUAGUGUAUGUCUUUGUUAGUAGUUAUAGGUUUUUGAACAUUGUUAUUAGUAUAAUU
Molecule: messenger RNA, 1593 nt
Organism: Amphimedon queenslandica
Lineage: Eukaryota; Metazoa; Porifera; Demospongiae; Haplosclerida; Niphatidae
Exons: 3
Coding region: 1-1521 (506 amino acids)
Source: RefSeq, a predicted model, not a curated record